UGCCCAAGCCCCAAUGCACUCUGCCAACCGAGGAGGUUAUAGCGGGGUUGACGUGUCGUUUGGAAAAUCUGCUUAUUUUAUUUGAAAACCAUGUUGAGAAUUUUCCCCGGCCUUUGCACCAGGAAUUUGACAUUCCGAAACAACCUUUCGAUGCAAUCCAGCCGGUUUUCUCUGUUUACAAAAGCAAAUAGCCUUGUGCCAAAGCGGACCACCAUCUUCCAGAAUACUGUAAGAAAGACGGAGACGGCCGUGAGCAACUUUGCGCCUACAAAUGUAAGGGGACAAAAAAUUGUAGGCACGUGGCUCCUCGGAUGCAGCGGAAUGGUCUUUGGAGCAGUUGUUCUAGGAGGACUGACAAGGUUGACCGAAUCCGGCUUGUCGAUAGUCACUUGGAAAUUGCUUGGUGAAAAAAUGCCAACAACUAAUGAAGAGUGGGAAGAAGAAUUUCAAAGAUAUCAGCAGUUUCCAGAAUACAAACUGCAGAAGUCUUCAAUGACGUUAGAAGAGUUCAAAAGAAUUUGGUGGUUGGAAUUCACCCACAGGUCUUGGGGGAGAGCAAUCGGUGCAUUUUUCGCAGUCCCGGCAAUGUUUUUUUGGGCAAAAGGCUGGCUUACACCGCCGUUGAAGAAACGAGUUCUCGUAUUCGGAAGUUUGAUCGGAGCUCAGGGCUUGAUGGGAUGGUACAUGGUCAAGUCUGGAUUAGACGAUGAAAAAUUUAAACACCCUUCAGAAAUUGUGAGAGUGUCUCAGUACAGGCUGGCUACACAUCUCGGUCUCGCUUUCGUCUUAUACACCGGCUUUCUUUGGUCUGCUCUUGAUCUCAUCCUGCCAGCUGUAAAACCUGCAGUCAUUCCUUCUGGUUUCAAGAGUUUGAAGAUAUUAACACAUUCUUGCAAAGCAUUUGUAUUUUUAACUGCCAUCUCUGGAGUGUUUGUCGCUGGAUUAGAUGCCGGCUUGGUUUACAACUCGUUUCCAAAAAUGGGGGACAACUGGGUGCCAAAAGAGAUUCUAGUAUACGAGCCAGUGAUGACUAACUUCACAGAAAACCCAUCCACUGUUCAAUUCGAUCAUAGAGUGCUUGGUAUCACAACAUUGUCUUUGAUCUCCGGUCUCUGGUUACUGUCACGGAGAAGGCAACUACCGAAAAGAGCUCAUAGAGCCGCCAAUGCUUUGAUGGCCAUGGGAUGGUUACAGGUGACCCUCGGGAUUACGACAUUGCUCCACUAUGUACCAAUUUCACUGGCUUCUCUCCAUCAGACAGGCUCACUUGCCUUGUUGUCUUGUGCAAUUUGGUUAUCUCAUGAGUUAAAACAUCUGAAAAAAAUUGUAAAAUAAUUUUAUAAUUGUAUGUAAAUAUUUGUAAAUCAAAUUUAUUUCAAUCUAUUUUCUUUAAUUUAUUAUAACUGUUUGAUUUGUUUUGUAUCAAUUAUAGACAAAUUUGUAUAUAUUUUGUCAAAUUCUACUGCAUGAAUUU
Molecule: messenger RNA, 1474 nt
Organism: Cimex lectularius (bed bug)
Lineage: Eukaryota; Metazoa; Arthropoda; Insecta; Hemiptera; Cimicidae
Product: cytochrome c oxidase assembly protein COX15 homolog
Exons: 9
Coding region: 91-1335 (414 amino acids)
Biological process (GO): heme A biosynthetic process
Cellular component (GO): mitochondrial inner membrane
Molecular function (GO): oxidoreductase activity, acting on NAD(P)H, heme protein as acceptor
Source: RefSeq, a predicted model, not a curated record